Messenger RNA from Xenia sp. Carnegie-2017, 882 nucleotides. Its product is annotated as lysosomal acid lipase/cholesteryl ester hydrolase-like. Bases 1 to 882 code for a protein of 293 amino acids. The record is from RefSeq and is a predicted model, not a curated record. Lineage: Eukaryota; Metazoa; Cnidaria; Anthozoa; Malacalcyonacea; Xeniidae. The transcript is spliced from 6 exons.
AUGGCUUAUGCAAACCUCGAAGAUGUUUGCGAGAACUGUACAGCCAUCGACUUUCGGUCCCGCGCUUGCACUGAUCUACUGUCGAGUUCUCCCAAAGCCAAUACGAGUCUUGCUUUCAUUUUGGCAGAUGCUGGAUAUGAUGUAUGGAUGGGAAAUUCACGUGGGAAUAUAUAUUCAACAAAACAUACCACAUUAUCACCUGAUUCAGAUGCUUUCUGGGAUUUUAGCUACGAUGAAUUUGCAAAAUAUGAUAUUCCUGCGACUCUCGAUUAUGUUUUGAAAACAACACAGUCGUCAAGUUUAUCGUACAUUGGCCAUUCUCAAGGGACAACGAUUGCCUUCGCUGAAUUUUCACGAAAUCAAACAUGGCAUUCUAAAAUAAAUGUUUUCAUUGCCCUUGCACCUGUGGCUUAUGUUGGUAAUAUGAUAUCACCUUUAAGAUACAUUUCUGAUUUUGCACCAGAAAUAGAGACACGAAUGCCAGUUUAUGCAGCUCACAUUCCUCAAGGAACAUCAGUUAAAGAUAUUGUUCAUUGGUCACAGUUAAUUCAUUCGAAGAAAUUUGAAAUGUAUGACUAUGGACGUUCUGGAAAUCAAAAACAUUACGGCCAGGCGACCCCUCCGGCAUACAAUGCAUCUAAAGUUAAAAUUCCAACUGCCAUAUUUUACGGCGGGAAAGAUUGGAUAGCUGAUGCCAAGGAUGUUCGAAUACUUAUCUCACAACUUCGACAUCUUAUUUCCACUUCGUUUAUUAAAGAUUGGGAUCACUUAGACUUCAUUGCUGGACGUGAUGCCCCACAACUUGUCUACAAUAAUGUCCUCAAGAUUUUAAAACAGUACUCUGAAACACAAAAUCGUACACGUAGAAAUUUGUAUUUCUAA